AAUCAGUAAUCACAUAUUACACAUAUAGAAUAAGAUCCAUUAUGGCCUCUUUGAAUCCCAACAACUUCAAUUACCCAUUCUACCCUUCUCCACCACCUUCUCACCCUUUCAACCCACCACCACCAUCCUUUAAGCCUCCACCACCUCCUUCCCACUCCUUCACCCCUCCACCACCACCCUCUCAUCUGUUUUCUCCUCCUCCUCCACCUCCACGUGGACAUCCACCACUACCACCUCCGCCAUCUCAUCCAUUUAGUCCUCCACCACCUCCGCCGCAUCAUCCAAUUGUUCCACCACCCCCUCAUGUUCGCCCGCCCCCAUCCCCGGUCCCGCCACCGCCUACUCCCAACCACCCAACCGUCAUUAUCGUCGUGAUUGUCUCCAUGGGCGGCCUUUUGUGUCUUUCAAUGCUGGCAUUCGCGCUGUUUUGCUGGGUUCAGAAGCGGAAGAAGAAAACUGAAGAAACCGACAUCAUUCACAUCGAUGAGCACAAAAAGAUUAAGGAAACCAUUGUUCCUGGCCCUUUUGGAACGCAGACAGUAGUGAUAUCAGUUGAAGAUGAUGUUCAUAUCGACGAAGAAAUCAAGAAGAAAACAGAGGAAGGUGGUCAUCAUCAUCACGGUUUGCAUGUUGAACCAUCUUCGUCAUCAACUGAUCAAGGAACUUCAAGAAGCGCUGAUGAUGAGGUGGGAAUAUCUAAACUACUUCAUCACCAUCAACAAAAGCACGAUAAUGAUAAUGCAUGAUGAGAACAGGAACAAGCCGUGAUUGAAAUAUUUAUAUGCAUGCGUACGUGUAUAUUCCCCCGGCCCCCAUUAUUGAAUUGUCUUCGUCCAAACAAUAAUUCCUCUAAUAUCUUAUUAAUUCACCAAAAUUACUUCAACGAAUAAAUAUUUUAAUUUGAAUCA
Messenger RNA from Arachis duranensis, 908 nucleotides. Its product is annotated as protein TRACHEARY ELEMENT DIFFERENTIATION-RELATED 7-like. Lineage: Eukaryota; Viridiplantae; Streptophyta; Magnoliopsida; Fabales; Fabaceae. Bases 42 to 746 code for a protein of 234 amino acids. The transcript has a single exon. Gene Ontology annotation, biological process: plant-type secondary cell wall biogenesis. The record is from RefSeq and is a predicted model, not a curated record.